AAGGUCGAAUAUUGUAGUAGCUUUUAGUGGAUGGGGGGAAAUGGCAGCGGGUAGACGAUUAGCAGUUUAUCUCCAUGGCAACGCGUUUUAGGACGAACGGCGCGCGUUGAUUGGCUGGCAGCUUUAGAGCCUCGCGCAGGUAACAAUGACCUCCAACGAUAAGAAGCGCACAAUGUGGACCAAAAACCUCACGAAGAGUGAGACCAAAGCUUCGGGCCGCUGACUUUUGCUAAAAAUGCCCAAAAGCAACACCUGGCCGGGAGGGACUGGACUGGAGACAAUGGACAGUGCCAGCAGCUGCGACAGCAUUGUUAGCGGCCAUUCUGCUUUUAGUGACGACAGUUUAGAACACCUGUCUGCCGAGGAGAAAGCUUGUCUCUUAUUUUUGGAGGAGACUAUCGAGUCUUUGGAGCACGAAGACGACAGUUGCUUGUCUAACGACGAGGUGGACUUCCUGCCUGUCCUUGCCUCCAGACUGGCAGACCUGUCGGUCUCUAUGAGUAAAGGCAAGCUCAAUGGUUUACAAAAGCACAACUCUAUGGAAAUGAUCAAGGAAAAAGUUGAGUCUAAACCCCUACAGAGCUAUCUGGUCCCAACACCUUUUGUUUUGGCAAGCAAUUACAAUUCCUCCAAACCUAAUGGCAAAGCUGGUCUCCAGAUGAAGGAAAAGAAAAAAACCCUUUCAUUCAGCAAAAAUUGUGGUGAGAGGCCAGAUGUGACGCCUCCUGCAACCAAACCCAAGGACAAUACAGUAAAUAUAAAUGAGGGUCCUUUACCUCGAGGACCUCUAUCCUACGAUGCUCUUGUCUACCUACGGAGGAGCGCUUCCACCAAGAAAACACCUUUGUGUCCUAGAGUUGAUCACACAAUAGACUUGGCCAAGUGUCCUUCGGUCAUCCCAGAAGGUCAGAAUCGUCUAAACAUGUCAAAGUCAGACAGAGCUGUCUCAGAGAUAGGCGGGUUUAAGAUAGAUCCCCCACCUGUUGCUCCCAAACCAAAAAUGAUUCCUUCCAAUGUCUCCCGGAAGACACAAAAUGAAGCAGCCACAGCCACAAACUCAUCGUAUAGUCUCAAGAAUGCAACAGAUCCCAAUGUUGUGAGACUGGAAGCCUUGCAAAAGCUUGGCCUCCUCGAAGACCAACAGCCAGAAAAUCAGUCUGUGGCCCGACUGCAGCUACCGAAAUCUCAUUCCUUUGUUGAUCCAAAAUCCAAUACAUUUUCAAAACCUUCUGUGAACAUAUGUCCAUCAAGAAGCCCCUCUUUUUGUCAUGCUCAAGUGGCUUUAGGAACCAGGAACAAGGAGCUGCAGAGCAGUGCUAGCUUCCACAAUUACUCGCUUUCUCAUCCCAGCCAACAUAAAUUAGGGGACGGUAAUGAAGAGCGCCCACCUAUAAAAGUCAACCCCAAAAAUGAUCCUGAACCACUACAAAAGACAGCCCCAGAGUCGGAGAAACAGUCUUCGGAAGCGCAACACAUUUCCCCUAAAGCCUCAAACUCAGUUGCAUACACAGUAAUGAUGGUUCCUGGGAUGGGAUCAGACAGAAAAGAGGCUCUCAAGAAGCUGGGAUUGCUCAAAGACGAACACAUGUAAGCAGCAGAGGUCUUACCGAGUUGAAGAGCACCAUCAGCUCAAAAGCGAGUUAGACCAUUAAGACACAACUUGGCACUCUGAUCACACAAAGAAGGAGCAGUUCAAGGAGCAGCUCUUUCCUUAGUAGGAGCAACAGUAGGAGUUUGUCCAAACUCCUCCUGUUCUGAUGCAGUUCAAAGACAAAUAUCUGUAUUCCCGAAUUAGUUCGCUUUAGUCUGUCUUUGAUGUCUUAAGGUAUAUUUAGUUUACACACAUGAGUUGUUUGAUUGAUGCAGGAAAGUACAGUAUAUAAUAUCCAUGUUUCCAAGUAUAAAGGACAUACUAUUUACUACUUCUACUAAAUGUUCACAGGACUUCAAUAUUGCUUGAGAAAUUCAGGGUUCACGUUUGUGCCUAGACUGGCUUACUAAAGCCAAAGGAAAGUUAAGGACUCUUGUUUUUUCCAAAAAGCUUGGCUUCAUCAUUUUACAUCUUCCAGACUGAAAAGU
This is a messenger RNA of Nerophis lumbriciformis (worm pipefish), 2079 nucleotides long. RefSeq names its product specifically androgen-regulated gene protein. Lineage: Eukaryota; Metazoa; Chordata; Actinopteri; Syngnathiformes; Syngnathidae. The record is from RefSeq and is a predicted model, not a curated record.